Molecule: messenger RNA, 7081 nt
Organism: Cherax quadricarinatus
Lineage: Eukaryota; Metazoa; Arthropoda; Malacostraca; Decapoda; Parastacidae
Source: RefSeq, a predicted model, not a curated record
UCCAUUGUUGCAGUGAUCACAGCCUUGUCUGGGACCUUCACCUUUGUUGCGGCCACCACUGUCAUGCGGGAACCCUCCACCAGUAUUCCACCCACCACAGCCGAGCUAACACCCUCGCUGCUCCCUCCCUUCAUUAAGGAUCACCGUCAUGGCUCUGAUGUUUCUCUUAGUACAAACACUCGCUGCUCUGUUUUUUAUAAACAGAGCUGCGGCGGCCACCUGCAACUCACAAGAGAUAGAGUGUAAAACUGGUGGGAACUGCAUCAGUUUGAUAAACGUCUGUAACGGCGUUAAGCACUGCACAGAUGGAUCAGAUGAGGAUCCUCAGAUAUGUAAGUUCUGGAAAGACGAUAAAGGCAGGUGUAACCAGGGUAAAUUUAUGUGUGAAGGGGCUUGUAGUUACCUCCAUGACCUGUGUAGCCGACCAACGUGUUUGGAUGACCUCGACUCCCGGGUGUGCGAGAUUGUGCAAUCCAAGAUACUCAAGUUAGAGCCAGAGGGCAUGAACUUAACCGCAGAGAUGGCAGAGCUGCUGGGGUCAGCGGUGAACAACACUCUCAGCAGCAUCAACUCACUCAGCGACACAUUUCCAAAGUGUCCCAUGUUGUACACCAGAGUUGGGAACCUUUGUCUGGCAUUCUUCUCCCCGGCUAAGGUGGCGUGGGCGGAGGCCAGACAGUUCUGCCACGCCAUCUAUGGUGAUCUCUUCUCCUUCAACCAGGGCUCAACAUAUAUUCAGCUAAUCGACUACAUGAAGAAAUCAUGUAAGCAUAUUCUGACUUGUUUGUUGAGUAUUACUACCGCUCUUACUCCUACUAUUAUGGUACUAGUACAAGUGUUAUGGCUUUACUGGAUGUUCUAUCACUGUUUCAGUACUGACGGCGAUUACUGGAUCGGUGGACGCUUUGAUUUGGACACAAUCAACUGGUCUUGGGUCGUCGAUGACUCGCCUAUGCCCAUGGGUACUCCCUACUAUACAACCGUUCCUGUAGUCGACGACCACUGCCCUACAGUGACCCCUACAGUGACCCGGCUAAAGCCCUGCACGGAUCCACUUGUUACAACUACGUACAAGCACCUGCGGAACGAGUUCCUGGAUGGUGCGCGGCUGUGACUUACGAGCACUUCUACUAUAUAAGUGAUGAGUCGUGUCAGGAUGCUCGUAGUCCACUUUGUAUUCUCAAAUAACCUACUAUAUAUGAGAUAUGAAGACUCUCCUGCAACCUGGAUGCUCUUCUACCUUUCUUUAUUGAGUCAUUGUUUGCUGAUACUGUCUAUUUGGUAUUGCCUGAUUGCUUCUUUUGCUAGAUAAAAAAAAAAAAGGUUGAUUACAAGUUGAACCAAACAACGACCAUCCGGUUCUUUCGCUUAUAACUUGCUCCUUAAUUAACACAGUCGAUCUGUACAAUACCUCUCUGCUUCUGUGCUUAAAUACUUCACGUCUUGUAUACCUCGAGCAUACAUGAGCGCGCACGCGUGCGUACAUACACACACAAAGGACAUGAUAACGACAUAUAAAAUACUGAGAGGAAUUGAUAAGAGAUGGAACACAGCGCCAAGGGAUAACAACAGGAAAUUGAAGCCUCAGAUGAGUCACAGGGAUGUUAGAAAGUAUUUCCUCAGUCAGAGUUGCCAGGAAAUGGAACAAUCUGGAGAGUGAUGUAGUAGAGGGAGGAUGCAUACAGAGCUUUAAGAAAUACAACAAAGCUCAUGGAGCAGGAAAAGAGUGGACCUAGUAGUGACCAGCAGAGAGGCGGGGAGGGAACUGUGAUUCGACCCCUGCAACCACAAAUAUAGGUAAGAACAGUAAUAAAACAAGAAAGACAGGGUAGGAUGGAUUGCAUUUUACUGUAGGGAAGCAUUUUGUACAUUGCCACACCAGAGAAUAGUCCAAAAAUUAGAAAAACAAAUAGGGUGAAAAGGCAGAGUGGGUCAAGGAGCAUCUAAAUGACAGAAAGCAGACAGUAACAGCAAGAGAUGAGACAUCGUAAUGUGAGAGAAUAACGAGUGGGGUUCCCUGAGGAUCAGUGCUAGGACCACUAAUAUUCCUAAUAUACGUGAAUGACCUACAAGAAGGGAUUGAGUCCUAUGUGUCACUGUUUGCUGACGAUAUAAAACUGAUGAGAGGAAUAAGAACAUGAGAGGACAGUGAUAAAUAACCUCAGAGAAACUCUACGAACUGAAGAUGUGGUCAAGCAAGUGGCUUUUUGAGUUCAACCUAAGCAAUUAGAGAAGGAGAAGACAGACCGGACACAAAGUACAGCAAGGAAUUGGAGCUACCUUCCUCUUGAACCAAACCUUAAGAUCUCCCAUUCCUCAGUGGUUAUUACCCCUAUAUUUUUUGCGCGAUCUCGUAAAUAAUGAUAAUAACUCUGGAAAAUAUGGAAUACUUUCAUGAAUACUGUAACUGAAGUAAAUUAAGUGCAAGUUUUAAUCCAAGUCAGAGGAAUUGUAGACCUCUAUUAGCGAAAAUAAUGUAGAUGGCUGAGAAGACAUGGACUUCUGAGAACCUCACGUUUCCUCUUGGCACCACCACUUGCUUUAGAAGCCAUUGUUAACUGCCCUUUACCUAACGUAUUGCAGAUACAUAGCCUAUGGCUGCAAAGGAUUUACGGAUUCGCAGAUCGUAGAAAUGCCCUCAAAGUUAAUCGAUAGUAUGCCGGGAUCCCAAAUUUGAGUGUGUAUGAUAAAAUCCGUGACCUCCUCACGUCAUCGAUUGUGGUUUAGAGGGAGUUUCCCCGACCCUCAGAUGCAUAAACAUCUCACAAGUGAGAGUGGUGUGUCAGGGUUUAUAACUCCAUCAUUAAGCAAGGUAAGAUACAUCUGUGAAUGAUAUACGUUAAGUAUAUCAAUGACCCCAAUGGAAAUAAGUCACCUUGUCUGACCUUAUUGGGGUUGUCCUAUGCAAUUUAAACAUAUGUAGCUAUGUAAAGUAAAAGGACACAAGUGAAACUAAUGUGACAUUUUUAUUGUGGCAACGUUUCGCUCUCCAUGAGCUUUGUUAAGCCGUUACAAACAGUACAUGUAUGUGUAUGUAUGUAUAAUGUUCGCCAAGACCGUAGUCCUGGCACGGGUCUCAAUCUUGCGAUGACCCGUCUCUGGCUGCCGAGGGAGAAAGGUUUCUACAAUGAUGCGACGUAUGCUGCUUAAGCACUCUUCUGGUCAGUUCAACUGGUGCAUCUCAUAAGCGACAACACCUUAUGUACUCCUGUGGAAACUAGCGAGGAGGAGGAUGUCGUUAUCACGGGUAACAGCUUGUCUGGUUCGUUGACUCCAUGGUACACUAUUGUGGCCGCAGUCAACUCUGGGUCCUCUUCGGGAGGGAAUAUCAGUCCUAGUUGAAAAAAUGAAUAUUGAACUUCGUCGAACAUCUAAUUGGGAGAAGAAAUGGAGAAUUACGACUAAUCCUGACAAGGUCCUUGUUAGCACGAUAGGAUGUUUUGCAUCAACCAUCGAAGAUAAAGGGGGUAUCUCCAUCAGAGGUACACCUGUAGCCAUUAGAAACCCUAACAAGAUCUUGGGAUAUGAAAUAGACAGGCUGCUCCACUCAACAUCUCAUGUAACUAAAAAGAUCAACACAGCCAAAGCCGGUCUUAGCAGACUCUUUCGAUUCAAUCAAGCCCCUCAAACAUGUCAAAAAAACAUCUGUAUAAAAUGAUAAUAAGACCUAUACUUGAAUACCCUUGUGUCCCAAUGUCAUUAACAACAAAGACCAACAUGCUACGGUUACAAAGGGUCCAGAAUAGAGCUCUUCGCUUUAUUACCGAUACCAGGAGGAGAGACAGAGUUAAAAUGGCAGAUUUACACACACAACAAGACAUUACUGCCAUAAAUGUACGCAUUGACACUCUAAAAAAGAAACAACUUUAUACAAUGCAAGAACUAUACAUGCCAGAUAGAGAACAUCCUAUACAAGUGAUAAAUACCACCGAUUACACCAUCAAUACUCCGCCUCACAGGACUCAAAGAAUGACUCUCCCACAGAGGGUUCGUCGUUUUAUUCAUACAGAUGAUUACCCUCGACCCAUGAUUUUGAGUAACUUACCUGACGAAGAAGAUUGGAUACCACCAGAACCCUUCUAUGUAUACUGAGAAAAUCAUCGCCCCCAAUUAGGGAGACAUCUUAAAUAACUUUCUAAUGUAAAAUUAUGCUAUUGACUAUUGUUGGACACCACCAUUAAGAAGCUAUUGUCACGAGCUUAAAUCCGGCUAGAAAAUUAUUGCCUUUCUUGUUGUAUAAAUAUCCGUUGUGCAAUCGCGAAAAAAAAAAAAAAAAAAAAAAAAAAAAUUGCACCUUGUAUAACUACUACCAAUUCAGAGUCAUGUAGUUAUAUACCAAUUAUAUCUAUGUGACUCUGAUGGGUUAGUAUUAUACCUCUUAAAGAAUAUCUUAUUAAUUCACAUACACUUUUUAAUUUGCACCAAAGUGGUUGGGCCACUUACCUUUUAUAUCCUACCUCUCCCCCCCCUCCCACCCUUUUCCAAUAUUUCCAUCCUUACCCAUCCUUCUUCCUUACCCAUCUUACCAAAGCUCUGGUCAUCAUCAUCAGAAGAAGAAGUCCUAGUUGCCUGCGGAGUGUCUCGGUAACUUCGCACUCCAGAAGAUAGUGUGUUAGGGGGCGCUGGACAACGUGCUGCAGUACUGGCACAUCUCCUCCUCAGCCUUGUCUACCAUCAUCUUGGUUGUGGGAAAGCCCAAACGAAGCCGAUGGAUGGCAGUACACUGCGCUCUGGACUAGCUUCUAUCAUAUGGAGGGGGUUCUCCCCGAGUCGCUGCUCGGGACCACUGUUGAGAUGGGGUAUCACCUAAGACCUCCCCAAUAAGUUUCAUGGCUCUGGCAACCACCAGUUUGGUCUGUCGUAGGCUGAUGGGGACAGUAAUCCCAACAUGUGGAUAGUCUGUUGCUGCCUUGGCUGCAUCAUCUUCCACCUCAUUUCCCCGGAUGCCAGCAUGGCUGGGGAUCCAGUUCAGUGUCGAUCUGUUACCCUGAACUAGUGGUAGUAGUAGUAGUGAGAUAAGGUGUAGUAGUAGUAGUAAUACAAUAUGUUAGAACAAUUAACUCGCACAAGAGUAAAAGGAUAUAAAAGCUAUAACUUGGGUAACAUAAAAAUAGGUUAGACAAAUAUUUCUAUUGGAGGCUGGAUAGAGAAGGCCUGUUUCAAUGUAAUGUGCUAAGAGAGACUAUGUGAUGGCAGAGUUUACUGUUUUCAGGAGGAUUCUUGCUAAGACUUCAGAGAUGGUGAAGCUGCCUUUGUUUUGUUUAAUUGUAUUAGAAACGGCUUUUAGUGAAGAUUCAAGACAUUUGCGUCUGCGGAAAUUGGUUUCUUUGAUCACUAGUUGGGCGUCCCUGAAUUUCAUGAGAUGAAGCUGUAUAGCCCUUGUGGCUUAGCGCUUCUUUUUGAUUAUAAUAAUAAUGAGAUGAAAUUCAGUCUUUAUAGCCUUUUACUCUUUUGUGAGUUAAUUGUUCUAACAUAUUGUAUUACUACCACUACAACUUAUCUCACUACUACUACUACUACUACUACUACUACCAUUAGUAUUGCACCUCACUCUGAGCCUAUAUAUACCCUCUGUGUCCAUGUACUGUUUGUGAUGAAUGGUUUGAAAAACCGACAAGCCACACUGGCUUCAUCAGUCCAAUACAAAGCAGAAGGUGUAAGGGGAGGAGGAGUUUGAGGUAAUCAGUCCCUCAGCCUGGAGUCGAUGUGUUCAGUCCAUCAAUCUUGUAGAAUGUACAGCAUAGGGCCGUAGACGUGGCUUAUAUACUGUAGUCAGGUGAGGUGAAGCAGGAGGAGGCGGGGUCAUAGCGGUACCAUCCACUAGUCGAAGUAGGCCUUCGUCCAAAGGUUGGACAAGUGUUGAAGAAUUCUUUGUAACAAGAUUGAUGGACUGAACACAUCGACUCCAGGCUGAGGGACUGAUUACCUCAAACUCCUCCUCCCCUUACACCUUCUGCUUUGUAUUGGACUGAUGAAGCCACUGUGUGGCGAAACGUUUCCUGAAUAAAGAUUCCCAUAUGUUGCAUAAGUGUCUCAAUCUUCAUGUACUGUUUCUAACGGCUUGACAAAGCUCCUGGAGAGCGAAACGUUGCCACAAUAAAAAUGUCACAUUAGUUGCACUUGUGUCCUAUUAUACUUUACAUAUUGUCGGUAAUUCUACCAACUUUAUUACAGUAUGUAACUAUAACAACACUGCGACUAGCCAAGGACUCGAACCCAUACUGCGUUGACUUGCCUCAUGAUGGGCGACAAUUCAUGACGCCUUUAUCCACGGGACCACACAAUCCUUAAGAGUAGCGCAUCCAGCGGAACUGGAUGUUGUACUCGCUACCCAAGGGCAUACGUUGGUGUGGGUGACUCUAGGCUAAUUUCAUUCUAGUCCCUGUUUGGUGCACUAAUACAACGAGCAGUAUUUUAUAUUAUUGUGCCCGUGGGCACAAUAAUAUAAAAUACUGCUCGUUGUACUAGUACACCAAACAGGGACUAGAACGAGUACAACAUUCAGUUCCGCUGGAGGCGAUACUCUUAAGGAUUGUGUGGUCCCUAACAGAAUACUCCAUUCUACUGAAUGAACAGCAAUGCAUGUAACCAUAGGACCUGUCUUUGUAAUACUCAUUUGUAUUUUAUAGUUAUCUGUUUACAAUAAUGUCUUAUCACUGAUUUCAUCAUUGCUUAGUUAAUUUUAAGUUAAUUUUAAGCCAGCCCGUAAUGCUAUGCAUAUAAGUGGCUUUGGCAUGCUGCUCUUACCUGUAUUUUUUGUACCUCUGUUUGUAUGCUAAAAUUUCUAAAUAAAUAAAAUAAAAUAAAAUCAUGAGGCAGGCCAAAGCAGCAUGGGUUCGAGUCCUUGGUUAGUCGCAGUGUUGUUAUUGAUCAAUAUCACUUGUUCGUGGGCACAAUAACAUGUUACUAUAAACAAUAAUUGUACUUCUGUAAACCUGUACCUAAUAAACUCACGUAAGGUCCUUUGUGUUCCUCAUCUUUUUCAUUAAGGUUGUCUGUCAUUACAUUUAUAGUGUUUAUACGAAUAUUAAUACAAAAAAAAUUGUAUUGCUUAAAUAAAAUGAUUAUUAAUGGAUUUUUU